This is a messenger RNA of Rhipicephalus microplus (southern cattle tick), 1225 nucleotides long. RefSeq lists its product as uncharacterized. NCBI's taxonomy places the organism in Eukaryota, Metazoa, Arthropoda, Arachnida, Ixodida, Ixodidae. The record is from RefSeq and is a predicted model, not a curated record. Gene Ontology annotation, molecular function: CoA-ligase activity.
CGCGCCAUGUAACGAAACAGACACGGUGCUCGUGUCAGCCCCUAUCGGACACACAACUGGUCUGCUCAUUGGUUUUAUGGCUGUACUCAAUCAAGCUGUGUGGAUCCUCACGCAGCCUCUUCUGGGGCUUCAGGAGACAGCUAGAAUUGUCAAUGAGCACAAGGUUACGUGGGCGUUCGUGAUCUCUUCCCAGCUGCUCCGCAUAUGCGAAGGAAUGAGGCUCAUGGGUGAGCGAAUGGAAUCCAUUCGGUGUAUAGCCGUGGGCGGUGGUCCGCUCACCCACUCCGCUUACAACGCCGCCUUCGAUGCAUUUGGUAACCUCGAGAGUAUCAGCAAUAUCUACGGCAUGACUGAGAGUGGCCGCAUAACGUUCGCACCUGCCAUGCGGUGUGGAACUGACCUAGGCUUUCCCGCUCCGCUUGUGGAAGUGAAGGUCGUGGAUCCAGUGUCUUACAAAAAGCUUGGUCUCAACCAAACUGGCGAGAUCUGGUUCCGCGGACCAACAGUCAUGCGUGGGUACUACAAGCAUUCCGAAGAGACCACGGAGUUUUUCGACAGCGAUGGCUGGGGAAAAACGGGUGACGCAGGUUACUAUGACGAAGAUGGCCGCCUGUUCUUCGUGCAACGGUUGAAGGAGAUGAUAAAGUGCAUGGAGAAUCAAGUUGCUCCAGCCGAGCUCGAGGAGCUCUUGCUUCAAGAACACUCAUUGCAUAUCGCAGAGGUGGCGGUAGUGGGGCUGCCUGACACCCGCUAUGGAGAGGUACCCGCAGCCGCCAUCGUGCCAAGAGACAAGGAUAUAAUUGCUGACCCCUCCAUAUUCACGGAAAGAGUUAAAGUUACCAUAGCAGAGACUAUGGCUGCUCAUAAGCAUCUGUACGGCGGCGUCUUCUUGUACGACUCGUUGCCGAAGAACGAGAUUGGUAAAGUGAACAGAAUUGCUCUCGUCAAAAAGAUGACUGGCAAAACACCAUCGUAGAAUGCAUGCCCUGCUGUGCUGGAGAAAGACCGGGCGGAACUACAAAAACAUGUCGGUUUCGGGAAGCCAAGUUUCACCAGCACCACGCUUGGGCAGUACGCCUAUGUUAUAUGCAAAACAACAACAACGUGUUUCUGACUGUCACUGACCCCUUGGGUGUUAAUUUCCCGUCAUGGGCGUGACGCGGGCAGGCCACGCCCCUUCGAGGGUCAUUGCAUCCUCAGGACUAAAUAAAGUUAUUCAAAGGUA